AUGGCGCAAAAAAAGGAAGAGUCUUCUAGUUCAAGCUUAAAAUCUCUGACUAAGGUGCCCUUCAACUGUUGGUGGAGUGACCAAGUGCUGUCUCCAACAGAAGACAACAACCAAAGCGCAGCAACUCCUUACCGAGAUUUUGUACUCAUAAGCGAAUUUUCGGAGCUGGAAGGACCGUUGCCAUUAGCUAUCGUUACAGAGACAACUUACAUUGAUCUGAAGCAUUAUACAAACACAGUUUUGGAUAGAUCAUUGCAGCAAGAUUUGAAAAAGAUCGGCCUGGAGUCAUUUGAUUUCAAUUCUUUUGUUCUUCGCGUUGUAUCAGUGGAUAGAAGCACAGAAUACGAGCAAAUUGAUGAAGAGUCCAAGGAGCAGCAGGCACCCAUGACUCCAUCGUCUCUGCUUGAGGAAUCUCAAGCGCCAUGUUUGUUCUCGAUCCCGGAUGAUACACAGGUGUAUUUCACAGAUUCUGAACACAAAUUUUUUGCUUUUACGCAUCAUCUAACGUUAUUCGAUAUCAAUGCAAGAGGCUAUGUUCAUCCAGUAGCUUUGUCCUACAUCACACGAGAUCCAGACAAGAUUGUAAUUCGAUUCGAGGAAUUGAUGGAGAAAUUCAGUGAAGUGUCCAUACGGAUGAAGAAGGGAAACUACUCCAACUUUACGCUUGACUUGAAAUGUAGAUUACUGGACUUAGAAUAUACGCAAUCAACGCAAGCAUUUUCUGCCAACACAACCAACAAUUGCAACAAGCAGCCACUGCAGCAGCAGCAGCAGCAGCAGCAGCAGCAGAAACCUGCUCUGUCCAUGCAGGCUAUCCAGCAAGCAAUCACAGCGACCAAACUCAUGAUAGACACCUUGGAAUCGAGCACAAGUCAAAUCAACAACAUGACAUCGAACCGUACUACAGAAGCUGCUGAUACCUUGCGCGCGGAAAGGAAAAAGGUGUCGACACAAGAGAAUGAGGCGCUUGCAUCCAAACAUGUGGCAAAAGAGCAGCAUUUCGUUGAUCCGCCCAAAGAUUACAAACCUAAAUGCAUCGAUACACUCUAUCCUGUAGCUCAUUUUGAGAGGAAGCUGCGCUCAUUAGCACAGUUGUGUCAGGAGCCUGAUGAAGGGGAGGAGGAGAACAAGCAAGACACUGAACAAAGCAACAGCCAUAUCAAGCGACCCAGUGUCACACAAAAAACUGCUGCCAUGAUACCACUAGUGUUUUCCAUGAUUGAGCCUUCAUCCACACCUUCUAUGUCAGUUUCAUCUUCAUCAGCAACAACAGCAACCAUCACCUCUGUAUCCAACAGCCCCCAACGUCCUACUUUUGCAAACGCCAUCACGCAUGACAUGUACGCUGAAGCCAUCAAGUACAUCCAAGACAUGACGCACUGCCUGGGACAAAGCAGUGUCGUGCUCGAUGUGAAUGAAGAAGAAGAGCUGUUUUUGGAUCCCAAGUCAUCUGCAUUGACAUUUGGACGCACAUUUAUGCUGAAUAUGGAUAAUCCUCAACCUAGAGAAAAAGAAGAACUGAAUGCACCAGCAAGUCCAACAGGAAAGGACGAUGAAAAGGAGAGACUGAAUGAAGAGAAAAGCAACGCAUCUGAUAGCAAAGCAGCAGCAGCAGCAGCUGUCGAGAAUGUCUCCUUUACAGACGAUGAGCAUCAUACCCACUGUCAUAACGAAGAAGAAUUAUUUUACCCAAUACUGUUUGCUCCAACACAAGUGUGGAGGUCUGAAAGUCGCGGUGCUACAAAAACGCAUUUACUACAAGUACUGCGACGAUACCAAUCCUUGGUGGUGGAUGUUAUCUUUUCCCUGUUAAUUGGAAGAACAGUGAUUAUUCAGGGCAGUGAAAAGAAUAAAAGCCUGGUGCAGCAAGUAGUGCAAGCACUCUCUGUCUUUGUGCCGGGCCAGAGUCGAGAGAGAAAUCAGGUUAUUGAAUGGUUUGAAACUGCCAAACUGACAGAUGCUCAAAUCAAAGGCAUCAAAUUGGUGGGCGUUGACAAAAAUUGCAUGGAUCCAAGCAUUCAUGUAGAUAGUAGUUGUGUCCUGGACAUUGAUGUCAAGAAUGGAUCUCUCAACUCCAGUCCGGUCUACGUAGAAGGGCAAUGGAUUAACCAGCUGUUGGAUCGAAUGAUGCUAUUUUCAUCGGAUGAGUCCUAUCUUGCUUAUUUGCAUACUGUGUUCAUGAACAUAUCGCUAAAAGCGUUUGUAUAUCAUCACCUUUACGUCUGCGAAGAAUUCAAACUGGAUGAAAGCCCUCCUCCAACGACACCAAGCAAUAGCAACAAAGGAUACACUUCUGAAACUGGCUCUGAAAGCAGCACUUUGAGUCGAAAGUGGAGUGUGCGACUUAUGAAUUACCUCAAAAAGCAUGAAGACCAAGAAAGCAGCACUAGCACAACAGCAUCAUCGAUGACAUCUUCUGGCGCGUCAUCUCUUCAGGGCAGUGAAGAUGAGGAAGAUGAGGACUAUUCUGAAGAAAACCAAGCUACUGUAACACUACAGAGUUUGAAUAGCACGCAUUAUCCCCAUACCACCACCAACAGCAGCAACAGUACGCACAAUAAAAACAAGCCAAAUACUAUUAUUGGCUUAUUCCAGCAAGAUGGACCUACAACAGCUACCACUACAGCGACGCCGAGCCAAUAUAUAGAUCAUACUACCUUGAAUGACGUGCGUCGUGAAAGUAUAUCCACAACCUACAGUGUUAGUAGUCGCAGAGAUCUGAGUCCUUCUGAUGAUAGCAGUCGUACCAGCAGCGAUGAUGAUGACGAUGAGGAGGAGGAUACAUUUAGCCAACGCAUGAGGAUGGCAGAAAACGCAUCUUAUCUCGAUUUUGAAGCCGAUGAUUUAGUUCAGUUUAGUGAUACGCGCGAUAGCGAUGAUAGCUCAACGGGUGGUGAAAGCGAAGAGGAUACAAGGUUGUCGAAAGAACACGAAAAGCCAAAUUAUAGUAGAAGAAGAGGAAAGCAUAAGUUUAGAAAGCCUUCGGAUGUUGGACCUGAUGGUGUAUCGUUUACUGAAAGAAGAGGCAGAAGAUAUUUGCAGGAGAAACUAAAGGUGUAUGGUGAUGAUCAAACCAUUGUAGUUUACCUUGCUACAUGUGUCUUGUGA
Molecule: messenger RNA, 3108 nt
Organism: Mucor velutinosus
Lineage: Eukaryota; Fungi; Mucoromycota; Mucoromycetes; Mucorales; Mucoraceae
Exons: 10
Coding region: 1-3108 (1035 amino acids)
Cellular component (GO): guanyl-nucleotide exchange factor complex
Source: RefSeq, a predicted model, not a curated record